CUUUGACACUUUUAGUGGCGCGAAGCGGGAAUUUCUGUUUCAUUUAUUUUGAGUUUUAUAUUUGUGGUUAAAUAUUUAAAGUCAUGAGUCACAAAAGGAAGAACAGUGAAUCUCCCGGCACUAGUCCCACUAAGAGGAACAAAGAUGAAAAUGUUGAGAGACCCAAAGUGGCUUCCAUUGAUCCCAAAGUGGACAAACUGGUCUUUCAACAGAUGGAAUUGGACCAUUAUAUUGGUAAUGUGUUUCCAGGUAUGCCAGGAGCGCAAAGUGGACCUGUACCAGUCAUGAGAUGUUUCGGCAUAACACCAGAUCAGAACAGUGUUUGCUGCCAUGUGCAUGGAUUCAGUCCAUACUUAUUUGUGUCUUUACCUGACAAUUUCACUACAGCUGAUUUGCAACCAUUUAAAAAUAAAUUGAACCAAGUUGUUCUAGCAGAUAUAAAAUCCAACAAGGAAAACUUAUCAGAGGCUGUGUUGAUGGUUGAAAUAGUCCAAGGGAAAUCAUUGGUGGAGUAUCAGGGAGAUGAAUAUAAGAGUUUUGCCAAGAUCACAGUGGCUUUGCCUAAGCUUGUUGCGGCCACCAAAAGAUUACUGGAAACUACGACAGUGUAUCAACCAGCAGCGCAUCAUAAUUUCGUACCUUACGAAUCGAACGUUGAUAUUGAGAUGAGGUUUUUAAUAGAUGUGAAGAUUUUGGGCUGCUCCUGGAUCGAAUUACCUCCAGGAAAAUGGUUCAGAAGAUCAGCAAAAACUACGUUCCCAGUAACAUCUAGAUGUCAGCUGGAGGUGGACGUAGCCUGGUCCGAUUUGAUCGCACAUGCACCCGAAGGGGAAUGGUCCUCUGUGGCACCCUUUAGACUUCACAGCUUCGAUAUAGAAUGCGCCGGUCGCAAAGGUAUAUUUCCGGAACCGGAAGUGGAUCCGGUCAUCCAAAUCGCAAAUGUGGUCCAUCUGCAUGGAAGACACGAUACGCCGGUCGUGUGCAACAUCUUUACUUUGAAUACUUGCGCUCCGAUAGGUCACGCAGUUGUUCACAGCUACAAAACGGAGGCCGAAAUGCUGAUGGCCUGGUCUGAUUUUGUGCGUAAACUAGACCCCGACAUUCUGACCGGCUACAAUAUAAUCGAUUUCGAUAUACCUUACUUGAUCAAUCGGGCGAACCACUUGAAGCUUAAGAACUUCGGCUUCAUGGGUCGAAUUCCCACUAUCAAGUCUAUCACUAAAGAAACCUCAACGCAGACGAAGAUAGGUCGUAGGGUUGUGAAACAAACGAACUUCGAGGGAAGAGUUACUUAUGAUAUGUUGAGCGUGAUCAGGCGCGACUUCAAAUUACGUUCGUAUUCCCUCAACAAUGUGUCCAAUGAAAUUUUGGGCGAACAGAAGGAGGACGUGCAUUACAGUAUAAUCACAGAUUUGCAGAACGGCGAUGAGCAAACCAGAAGGAGGCUUGCUGUUUACUGCAUAAAAGACGCAGAUUUGCCGUUGAAGCUUUUGAAUCACGUUAAAAGCUUCACCAACGAUAUAGAGAUGUCCCGUGUGACGGGAGUACCUAUCACCAUCCUGUUGACCAAGGGAGAACAAUCCAAAGUCGUAGCGCAACUUUUGAGACACGCUAGACAACAUGAUUAUUUUAUGCCCGUACAUCGCGGUGCUCCGAGUUCCGAGCAAUACGAGGGAGCCACGGUCAUCGAGCCCAUUCGAGGUUAUUACACGGAUCCAAUUGCUACAUUGGAUUUUAGCUCUCUAUAUCCCAGUAUUAUGAUUGCACAUAAUCUUUGCUACACGACGUUGCUCAAGCCCCAAAUGAAGGAGAAACUAAACUUGACGACUGAGAAGGUAUCCACCACGCCUUUGAACUGCAUGUUCGUGAAAUCUAGUGUGCGGAAAGGGUUGUUACCACACAUCUUGGAGCAUCUUCUUGCAGCCCGCAAACGCACCAAAGCUGAGCUCAAGGAAACCACGGAUCCUUCCAUGAGAGCUGUGCUGGAUGGUAGACAGUUAGCUUACAAAAUAUCCGCCAACUCCGUGUAUGGAUUCACCGGGGCGCAGCAGGGGAAAUUACCGUGCCUGGAAAUAUCCGGUAGUGUAACAUCUUACGGUAGGACUAUGAUAGAGCAGACGAGACAGGAAGUAGAGCAGAGGUAUUGCGUGGCCAAUGGAUACAAGCACGACGCGAAGGUCAUCUAUGGAGACACCGAUUCGGUGAUGGUUAACUUCCAGGUGAAGACGCUAGAGGAGAGCAUGGACCUGGGAAGGGAGGCGGCCGAAUACAUCAGCGCGAAGUUCAUUAAACCCAUAAAGUUGGAAUUCGAAAAGGUUUACUUCCCGUAUCUGCUCAUUCAGAAGAAGCGAUACGCAGGACUUUACUUCACCAGAACCGAUACAUACGAUAAGAUGGACUGCAAAGGGCUGGAAACCGUGCGUCGUGACAACUGCACAUUAGUGGUGGACGUGAUCAACACAUGUCUUCAGAAGCUCUUGAUAGACCGAGACCCAGAUGGCGCAUCCGCUUACGCAAAGAAGGUUAUCUCGGAUCUGCUACAAAACAAUGUGGAUAUAUCCCAGCUAGUUAUUACCAAAGAACUCUCGAAAGAAGAGUACGCAAAUAAGCAACCGCAUGUCGAAUUAGCUUCGAAAAUAGCCAAAAGAGAUCCGGGAAAGGCGCCAAAGCUAGGUGACAGAAUCCCUUAUGUCUUCAUAGCCUCCUCGAAAAACGCCAAAGCCUACGAAAAAGCAGAAGAUCCCAUCUACGUGCUAGAAAACAACAUACCGAUCGACGUCAAAUACUAUUUGGAGAAUCAACUUUCGAAACCUCUGGUGCGCAUCUUCCAGCCGAUCUUGGGGGAUAGUGCCGAGUCCAUCCUGCUGCGAGGAUCUCACACUCUGAAGAAAACUGUUGUCACCUCGAAAGUGGGAGCACUGGCGGCGUUCACAAAGAAAAAGGAGACUUGUCUAGGGUGUAAAUCCGUUCUAGCUUCCGGACAGGAAAACGAAGCUCUAUGCAAAUAUUGCAAGCACAAGGAGCCGGUUCUAUAUCAACAGGAGCUGAGCCAUCACAGGCAGCUGGAGGAUAGGUUUUCGGUUCUAUAUACCGAAUGCCAGAGGUGUCAGGGUUCUUUGCACGAAGAGGUGUUGUGCACGAGUCGAGAUUGCCCGAUCUUCUACAUCAGGAAAAAAGUGCAGAUGGAGCUAGAGCGAAGCACUGCAAAGAUCAACCGUUUCGGCUCUUCUUUGGUUGAAGAGGAAGACGAAGAUUUAUUCUAAGAUCUGUUGUUGAAUUUAAAAAUUACUGAUUUUAUACAAAAAAAGAUGU
Molecule: messenger RNA, 3312 nt
Organism: Nicrophorus vespilloides
Lineage: Eukaryota; Metazoa; Arthropoda; Insecta; Coleoptera; Silphidae
Gene: PolD1
Product: DNA polymerase delta catalytic subunit
Exons: 11
Coding region: 84-3263 (1059 amino acids)
Biological process (GO): base-excision repair, gap-filling; DNA replication proofreading; DNA-templated DNA replication
Cellular component (GO): delta DNA polymerase complex
Molecular function (GO): DNA-directed DNA polymerase activity; 3'-5'-DNA exonuclease activity; nucleotide binding
Source: RefSeq, a predicted model, not a curated record